AUGGAUUUGGCUUUUGGCGUGGCGCUUCCGCCCUCAGCUUCCGCCCUUGCAUCCGAACUUGCGGAUGCGGAAGACGGGCGUAACACCGGCCACGAGACCUCACCGUGGCCGGCAGCGAUGGUUGAUUCCAAGGAAUAUCGAGAACCUUAUUGUUCAAUAGGUUCAACGCCCCUGACGAGCCUGAGCAGCGGCUCACCUCCAACCUCGCACAUCCACCAUGAAGCCUCGCGCCGGACGGGAGAGUCGCUCUACCGCAUCGACCUGCAUACGCACAUAAUGCCCUCCUCCCUGCCAGAUCUCGCCGCUGUGCCCACAGCCUCGGACAGGUCGUACGCGUGGCCCAGCUUCCAGCCCUGCACGGACAGCUCCGGCGACAUCGACAUGUACAACGGCGGCAAGUUCUUCCGGCGGGUGAAGCCAAACUGCUACGACCCGUCCACAAGAAUCUCCGAGAUGGACGCUGCUGGGGUCGACGUGCAGGUGCUGUCAACUGUGCCACUACUCUUCUGUUACGACGCGCCGGUAGAGCCUGCGGUCGUCCUUGCCCGGUCGUUGAAUGAGCACAUUGCCAAUAUCGUCAAGGAGUCUCCGGAUCGAUUUGUUGGCUUGGCAACAGUACCUUUGCAGGAUGUCGACGAGGCUGUGAGAGAAUUGAGGAGAUCCAAGGGGCUGGGUCUGGUAGGUGUGCAAAUCGGGACGUCCGCUCCGUUGGCAGAUGGUGAGAUCGACCUGGACGAUGCGAGGUUGGAGAAGUUCUGGAGUGCAUGUGAGGAGCUGAACAUGGCUGUCUUCGUGCAUCCACUGGGAUAUUCUUGGAAGGAGGAAAAUGAGGCCAGAUGGGGCAAAUACUGGGGCAGUUGGCUGGUCGGCAUGCCAUGCGAGACAGCUCUGGCGAUGCACAACCUCACAUCAGCAGGCGUCUUCCUGCGGCAUCCAGCACUUCGUCUCUGCUUUGCCCACGCCGGCGGUUCCUUUCCUGCGCUACUGGGCCGUAUCCAGCAUGGCUUCAACUGCCGACCAGACCUGGUGGCACACUCUGCAGGCGGUGUUACGCCAACACAGCAUCUCGCUAGCGGGAGCAACAUAUGGAUCGACAGUCUUGUACACGAUGCAGAUCUGCUUGACUAUGUCCUCCGCAAGAUCCCGUCUGCCAAUAUGGUCCUGGGCAGUGACUACCCCUUUCCGCUCGGUGAGGUACCGACGGCUGGUGAGAUGCUGAUCGGGAAUGGGGAGCAAGGGAAGAAACUUGACAGUUUCAUGAGUUGGGAUCAGAGGGCCGGCAUAUUGGCUGGUAAUGCCAUUCGAUUGUUGAAUUUGGGUGAUCAAUUCCAGCAACGAUAUGAACAAAGGUUAUCGGCGUUCAGGAAGGGUGCGGAGCUAUCCAAGUAG
This is a messenger RNA of Diaporthe amygdali, 1389 nucleotides long. Its product is annotated as aminocarboxymuconate-semialdehyde decarboxylase. Gene Ontology annotation, biological process: secondary metabolic process. The transcript is spliced from 3 exons. NCBI's taxonomy places the organism in Eukaryota, Fungi, Ascomycota, Sordariomycetes, Diaporthales, Diaporthaceae. Gene Ontology annotation, cellular component: cytosol; cytoplasm. Bases 1 to 1389 code for a protein of 462 amino acids. Gene Ontology annotation, molecular function: carboxy-lyase activity; hydrolase activity. The record is from RefSeq and is a predicted model, not a curated record.